AUGGGGUUGGAAACUGAAGAGCCAGAUGCUCACAGUCCGUCCAGCCAACGCCAGAGUGGUUGGUCCCCUUCCAAAGAGAUGUCCUCUGCUGAAGGAGACUCAGAUGGGGGGAAGAAAGCUUUUGAAGAAAAAGGCGAGAAGCUCUCUGCCCGUUCCAGCGAGAAGCACCCUCAGAGCGGAGAAUCAGAAGCCAGUUCGGGUGGGAGGAACUCCAGGAAGAGAAAGAUCAGUUCCAGGGACAGUGGCCGCAGUACAGCAGGCUCCAGCGCACGAGAGGAGCGCCGCGCGUCCUGCGGGAAGAAGCCCAAGACCUCGGCCGCCGUUCACAGCCCCGAGAAGGCGGGGACCCGCGACGCCAGCCCCAGGGGCCCCCAGAGGACCCGCACCCGGCGCAGCAGGCCGCCCAGACCUCGCUCCCCAGGAAAGCACUCACCACCGCUUCGGAAAUACCUGGUGACCGCCCUGCGCGCUAAGUCCGAGGCCGUCUAUCAAGAUCUGGCCCAGCUGUGGGCGCGGCAGGCACGUUCUCCGCUGACCCCGGAGCAGCUCGCCGAGCUCUUCCAGCUCCAGGCGCCUCUGUGCGCCCUGCUGCAGACCUUCUAUGCCAUGGCCGCCCAGGCUGCCUACGGCUUCCCUGCCCAGCCCUGGCUGACCCCCGCCUCGCGGCCUGGGCCUGGGGAUCCAGUCCGGGAUGGAGACGCUCACGGGCGCUCUCCUCCUAGGAGAGAGACGCGCUCCCGUUUACCUAGACAGGAGGUAACUAAGGUGGUCAGCGGAUCACAGGAGGCAGGACCUGCCCCCCUUCUCCCCAGAGACUCUGAAUAAAGACUCCGCACCUCUCAGAGUCGCCCCAGUGAGCUGCACCAACGAUUUUGGACGCGUCGUGUUAAUGAACCAGGGGACCUAGAGCCGGCCUCAUAAAGGAACUGGAUCAAUGCACAAGGUGGUUAUAACACAAAGGACAGGAAAACGUGCACAUAUGAUCUCGUCCGCUCUGUAAUUCUGGAAAGGGUGGAGAUCUUCCCUCUCCCAGCUCAAGUUGAGGCAGCCUGGUGUCCACUGAACUUUGCAGCUUUCUUUAUGGAGAAAUGUGUACAUUUUCUCAAUGAAAUCAUGUUGAAAUCACCACACCAUUGGUGAUUGCUUUUUCUUUAUGUGAAAUCUAAGGCAGCGUAUUUAUUUUAUAUUUAUAUUUAUUCCUCACUUGACUCACACAAGUUGCUUUUCAAAACUCUUUUAUGUGCUAUGAUUUCGUUGAUCUUAUUAUAUAGAAUA
Messenger RNA from Nycticebus coucang (slow loris), 1275 nucleotides. Its product is annotated as protein FRG2-like-1. The transcript has 3 exons. Lineage: Eukaryota; Metazoa; Chordata; Mammalia; Primates; Lorisidae. The record is from RefSeq and is a predicted model, not a curated record. Bases 1 to 825 code for a protein of 274 amino acids.